CCGGCCGCUAAGCGCUUGGGGACGCACCUGUCGGCCCGGCCGCUUCCUGCCUCCUCCUGCCGCCGUUAGGAGCGGCACCCGGCCCCGCCGCCGCCAUGGCGGAGACCGAGGAGAGGAGCCUCGACGACUUCUUCGCCAAGCGGGACAAGAAGAAACGGAAGGAGAAGAGCGGCCGCGGCGCCGCCGCGGCUUCCACGGCCUCCAGCGCUUCCAGCGCCGCCUCCAACGCCGCCGGAGCGGCCGCUGCGGCCGGAGGAUCCCGCCCGACCGACGGCGGCGGCGGCUCGGGGGCGACCGCCUCGAGCGGCGGCUCCGCCAAAAGCAAGGAAGAGGAUGACUGGAAAGAGUUUGAACAAAAAGAAGAAAUUGAUUAUAGUGGUCUUAGAGUUCAGUCGAUGCAAAUAAGUGAAAAGGAAGAUGAUGAAAGUGAAAAAAGAGAAGAACCUAGUGACAACUGGGAGGAAACCAGUGGUGUUGUAGACAGAUCAUCUGGUCCUUGGAACAAGUCAGCUCCUGCACCAGCACCUGUUGUUGAAACAAUUGUUACAGAACCCCCAGAGCCAGUUCAGACUGGUGGUGUAUACAGGCCGCCCGGUGCCAGGGAGGGUGGCAGGCCUCGGAGGGCACAGCAAGGACCACCUGAAAUCUAUAGUGAUACACAGUUUCCAUCACUGCAGUCUACUGCCAAGCUUGUAGACAGUCGAAAGGAUAAAGAAAUGGAGAAGAGCUUUGAAGUAGUAAAACACAAAACUAGAGGUAGGGAUGAGGUCUCAAAAAACCAGGCACUUAAACUUCAGCUAGACAACCAGUAUGCUGUGCUUGGGGAUCAGUAGAGCUGCACACACAUUACAAUUAAGGAAUGCUUUUUUGGUAACCCUUCUACUAAGGUAACUAAACUACAGCUAACGGCUAUGAUGAACAUGCCACCUUAUUUCUGCUGGAUCUGCUGCAGCAAGUGCAGAAUACUUUGACAUAAGCGAUCGGUUCUCCUGCACUGUGGAAGCGUAUGUUACAACUUCUCCAUUGGAUAUGGGGCACAUUAAUGUAAAUGAUUGAACGAGAGUCAUCGGUGUUCUUUAAUUGCUCAGAAAGAUACCUACAGCCAGUGGUCAUUUCAAAAUCUUUUUAUGUUCAGAUACUGAGCCUUCGUAAAGGUUGACUACCUCAGACUUGCUGCACUCAUUGUGGACACCAUGUGGAUCACAACUUCUGGAAGAGAAGGUUACAGCUGUUUUAGUGGCCAUCUGAAACUUGAAACCAGCUCUACUGGAUUCCUGUCAGAAAUCCUGCAGAAGUCAGCCAUUUGGUUCCAAUUUGCUAUAACAAAGAUUUAAGUGACCUUAACGAAAAACCUAUCCUGUUCCCCUUGCGAGGAAUCCUGUCAUGUGUAGCCAUAGCCUACCAGGGACUUCUGGAGCAUACCAUACCACCCAUGCUACCCAAGUAUAACACAGAGCUGUAGUUUGUUUACCUUUUUAGAUAGCUGUACUGAAGCAACGGUGAAACAAAUUAAAACUCGUUCAGUAUCAGAUUGGAGGAUUGAUGGGUUUGAAUGGUCUGUUUGUAUUAGCCAUUUUCACAGUUGUCUAAGCAUUUUUUUUCUAUUUUCCACCAAAAAAAAAUGCCUUCCUUGUUUCUGAUAUCAAAUUACAGUGUAUUUAAAUGACAGUGAAAUAUUAUAGUGAAAUAGGGUUUAUUUUGUUUUGUUUUUUAUCAUGAAGUUUGUUUUUCUCACCCUAAGGCACUAAGGGUUUUGAUUUGACACAGAGGUAUCCAGACUCCAACUGCAGUCUUUCGAAUUUGUCAUCUUAAAGAAAAUGUGAGGUACAUGGCAAUAGUAAUACCAGAUUUGUUGAGAAUGGGUAUUUGUCUGUUAAAGGGCAGUGGUUACUUAAUAACCAAAUAACUUGUUGUACAGAGGGAUGACUUAUGCUUGAUAAGCCUUAUUUGCUUGACUAGUUUGGUGAAGCCUGCAGGCUUUUUGAGGCAGAAAUCCUCAAACUGAAACUCAUAAGUGGUAUUUAAUAAAGUCAGAAUGUUGGGUAAGAACAGAAGGCAGUGACUUCUUUAAGUCGUUGUCAUUUCUGAAUUAAUUUAGUGAAGGUAGGCAAAACGGCACUGAUACACUAAGAGUGCAGGACAUUGCCCAUAACUGGUUCAGUCAGCAAAACCUGACGUGUACCAAAAGUGUUCUGCUGUAACUUUUUCUCUUAUGCCAGAAGGAAAAUGAAGUACGGUAGUGGCAUGCUCCAGUGUUGAUGUUUCUCAGAGUAAAUGCCAAAAAAUAAUAAAAAAAAAAAGACCCAACAUCUCUAAGAGUUGCCAAUGGCAAGAGAAACAAGGGAACAAACCAAAACUUGCUUGCUUGCGUGGGAGUACUGUGCAUUUGCAGAGGAUGAUGAUAGCGUGGGAAUUAUGCGUAGUUGGGUUCCUUUUGUCUAACUGCUGACUUGCUUUAAAUUACUUCUCUGAGGCCAAUGGGAAUUUUGCUGUUGACUUUGUGGCAGGGUUUCACCUGGUUCUUCUGCGCACAGACUAAAACUGGCUUUGCUCUUGCAAAGUUAAGUCUUUAAAAUUUCUGCUAGAAGCUGCUAUUAAAGAGAGGGCUCAAGAGACUCUCUUCAGUCAGAGACCUGGGAAACCACCCGGCUGAAAGACUGAUACCAAUACCUUGAGCUCUUAGCCAUGUAUCUUCCUUGAAAAUACUUUGUUGCCAGCAAAACUGUUGAUGUGUCACUCGAGAUUUCUGUGGAAUUCAUGGUAAAUGGGCACGUCACUUGAUGUGGUAGAAAUGUGAAAUCUUAAAACAUUUUUCCUGAUUCUCUAAAGCGAUUGAAGUCGCCAAUGCACAUGAAUCAAGUUCUAAUCUACUGUACGAAGGGUAGAUGAGACUGUCCAUUGUACCAUCUUUGAGUUUUUGGGCAUGACCUCUGGCAGUUUAAGAAAACCCUGUAACAGCUUAAAAUGAAAUAAAAUGGAAAUAUACAUGGAUUCUGGAGUGUAAUGAAUCUUUACCUUCAGUUGUAGCUUACCCUAGCAUAACUCCUGCGAUAGCUGAGCAAGCAUGUUGCAUUUGGAUCUUAAAUCUUAAUGGUCAAACCAUGCAGUGGGUAGUCAGCGUUCUGCUCAGGUGGACCAUGUCCAGCAGCUUACAGCAGUGCACAUCAAGGUGAAUCCUAACACAGCAGCUUAGUUGGCCACCUGUCAGAGUGUCUUCUGAUUGCCACUGCAUAGUGCUGUUUUGAGACUGGAUUGAAUGUGAAUGAUGCUUUGUGAUUUUCACUUAAGCUGGCUUUGCUAAGCUAAGGAAUGAAAAGCCUCGUUUUUCUACUGUUUAGCAGCCUCACAGGAGUCCAUCUGCUACUGCGAACUAUUUCAGGGCUCUUUUCCUAAGCAUAUCGUUCCAGAUUCCCUCUGGAGGCAUAAAAAGGGAAGAAGGAAAAAAAAUCGCAGCAGACUUCUGCAGUACAGAAUGUUAGGCUCCUUUAGUGUUUCUUGUGUUAAAUACCAUUGCUAGCAACUAUCAAAAUACCAAUUGUCAGUAUCUUCCUUGUAACAGUUAGCUCUUCUGCAUUCCUAACGCUUUGAAAGUCAGUACUCUAGAAGCACAGUGUGCUUUUGAGACUGAGGAAACCCCACUUUCUGCUUUGUUGAUGCAUUCAUUGGAGGCAUGCAAAAAAUGCCAGCCUUCAUUCCUUCAGAGUGCUUCUGGAAGGCUUCUGCUCCAAAUGAAGGAUUGUCAGUUGUGAAUGUGAGCUGCUUAAUACCAGUUGGUAAAGUGUUGUGUAGUGCUACAGGAACUUCAUAACACGUAACAUGCUUUAGUUGUGGAUUAUUAAUGUCCAUUUUGAAUGUUUGAUGUUACUUUUUUUUGUUGUUAUUUUUUUCUUUAAACCACCUUUGUAACUUAUUAAGGCCAUAAAAUUCGUAGUUUGGUAGGAGAACAUGCAUAUGUGUGUUACUUAUUGGGAAAGGAGCAGUUCACAUCUGUGGUUCUUGGUGGUGCAGUGCUUAGAUUGCUUAGCUUUUGCUACUUAAAACAAAACAAAAAGUUGGAUUUCCCAAGUGCCUGUUGCAGGGGUCUGGCAUAUGUACGUGCUUGAGCUAAUGAGAAAUGGAGGAGAGGAUCAGUUUCGUUGUUGCCCCUGCUUUGCCCCUCACUGGUUCAGUUGUGCUUUAUCUUACCCACAGGUAAAGGGAACUGCUGAGAAGUGGCCCUCUCCUGCUGCCUCAGUUCUGUCUUUGCAGUUAGCUGUAGCAGUCACGUCCAAGGUUACUCUUAAGCUUAGGAAUAGCUGAAUUACUAAAAGCACAAACUGUGUUAGAAAUCUGAUGUUACAGGGGCUGAGGGUUUUUUUUUUUUUUUUAGUGUUUGAUUAUCUGUUGAUUUUCACCACAACAAGGCAAAGGUUUGUAUACAGUUUAGGUCAGGGAGAUGAUACAAAAUCGAUAGGACUUCACAUCAUGGAGUUUGCUUUUGCAAUAAAUAUAUUUAACUCUGCUCAAGCAGUGUUAGACUUGCAUGUGGUUUUUGGAUUCAGAAAGCAAGUGUGUAAAAGGGAGCAGAAAAUCGGACGUGUUUGCCAGUACAUUAUUCAGGAAAAACCAAAAAGUCAUUUUAGUCUGGCUAUAACAUAAGAAGCUGCAAGCUGUAGCAGAUGGGAAAAGACAGAAGACAACAGAACUGGUUUGGGUUAAGGUAAUUUUCAUGUAUUAUAGCUUGGCUUCUAAAGCACAGAUGUAGCUUCACCAUGUUCUGUGGGAAGCAGAAUAGAAAAUAAUCUUAUAAUAAGAAGAGAAGAUGGAAAUUAAGUAUAACACCAGGAGAGACAUGAGAAGGAAUAGGGAGGCUUUAUGCUACGUGGCAGUACUGAAUGCACAGCAGGAGGCAGGGAACGGAGCGUGAGCACUUGGGUAGGAAGGACAGUGCUGCAGAGAUCAGCACUGCUUUCAGAAGUGAUGAAUCCCUGUAACUCAGCAGAAGUAUUUCAAGUUCAAUAGUUCGAGAGAGCGUCCUGUUUCUUUCUGCCCAGAGAGAGGGUGGAGUUCAGCCUUGGUAUGAGGCUGUGUGUAAUCGCUUACCUAGAAAGGGAACCAGGAAAGGACAAAUUCCAAGAUAGUACAGUGGUCUUAUUAGGAAGCAAGCUUUCAUAUAAGUAUUAAAAAUGCACCACAGUAUUAAUAAAUCACCAGAAAAAGUGCAUCUCAAAAGCAGGAAUGGAAAUGUGUCAUCAUCAUCAUACAACCUUAUGCAGUGGAAAGAAGCAAAUGUUCUGAAGCCAGCGUGCAGGGCCAAGAGAGUGGGGUUUGGCCUUAGUUUCCCUCUGAGUUGCUGUGUUAACUUGGAGUAACUUGGUUUCACUUUGCCUCAGCUUCCCCAGCUGUGCAAAAAAUACCUCACAAGGGUGCUGUGAGGCCGGAGGUGUUCUUAGAGGAAGUUCUGGUGCUGCGGAAGGACAGAAAAUCGUUAUAAAACAUCCUUACGUUAGCUUUCAUGAUAGUAUUUCAUGCUACUCUGGAGAGAACUUAUUUUUACAGAACGUAACCCAUGCUCUAGUCAAGUAUUACAUAAUUAGAUGGUUAUUUUAAUAAGCAUGGUCAUAGUGCUCAGCCUGAACCUUGCCCUAACAGGCAUUUCCUCUCUGGUUAACUGUGAAACCCAAAUGGUGUCUUAAUAUAAGGCUUUCAGUUUUUACAUGGAAUACAUCAAAAUCAGUAUUGCUGUAUUUUGUAAACCCCGUGGCUGAAAUAAAGUUCUGCUCAGAGCCGUCUCUUGUCAUGUGGCUGUUCUAAGGCUUGCUCAAAUUGCUAGAAACUAGAGCUGUUCACUCAUGAAGGCACGUAGCUGUGUCAGGAUGCAGGGUGACAUGGUUCAGAACUGGGAGUAAGCAGAGGAAGAGCUAGGGAGAGGAAUACAGAUGCAGACGAGACGCUUGCUCUAUUUACUAUUUCUGCUGUUCUAGCAGUUAAGUGCAGUGGGAGGAGCAUGAAGAAAUAGUUGUUAUGAAUAUGCCUUUGCCUGCUGGUGAUUUCGAGGUUCAUUGCUCAGCUUUUACAGCAGGGCUCCAAAUAGCAGUAGAGAACACAAUGGUGGCAUGCGUGCUGACAAAUCAGACCUCUGGUGGGACUGGACAGAGAGAUGAGGCCUAGCAGCUAUUUCUCUUACUGAUGUUUUAUCGUUAUGGCAGCUCUAAGACAGUUGCUAAUGUGUAUCAGCAGUGAGGAUUCUGUGUCAGAAGUGAUUACUAUUAGAUUUCAACAGACUACUGCAUUUCCUUUGGGGGGAAUGUUCUACUAGGUGAAUGAUGAAUGUUAAAGCAAAACAUAGGAGGAUUUUUUUAUGUACUUAGGGUGAUGAGUGGCAUUUUUCAUGCAGCAGUGAGGUCAACAGACUGGUAACAGGCUUAAAGUGGCCUUGAGGAAUGUUCUGUUAUAUGGUAGGUAGGAGAAUUCUAAGACGUUCAUCAUCUAUUCUUUCCCUUUACAAAUAAGCUGCCUUGUUCUUACUGCCUCUCCCAGCUGAAAUUUACGCUGUAAUAUUUUUCCAUACUGUUCUGUUCGCUUUCUUGACUGCACAGUGAGUAGAUGUCUUCAUUGAGCUGCCAUGGUGAUGCCUAGAUCGUCCCCUUGAAAGAUCACAACUAAUUCAGAACCCACCAGAGCAUGUAUGAGUGGUUUAAAGCCUUUCCACUACUCACUGCCUUUUGUUUUUUCUGUUGACCUUUACUUUCUGCUCUUUGCCAGGUUUACAAGUUAGCUUAUCCUGGCAAUCACCACUUUCCCUAAUGCUGGCAAACCUGUUAAUUUUCUAUAGGCAUUGGAUUUCGCCAUCGUAUAUACAGAAGUCUUCGGUGUCAUGUAUGUAAUUCACUAUUCUUAUCAGUGACAAGCAUGACUUGCUCCUGUCUUUUACUCAAUUUGACCUUUUCUUGUCUACCUUCUAUAAAGACAUUUUCCUUCUAGCUCAGUUGUUACAGCACUGAAGUCAUCAAGCUGUAACUGUCUGCUUUCUUUCAAAUAUUGUGAUUGCAGAGGAGCAUUAGUUAAAAUGUUGCAUUUUCUUUUAAUUUAAACAAACCAUUUGUUCUGUAUCUUUCAGAAUAUGUACAAUAACAAAAUGAUUCGAACCAUAAAUACGGCUGAUAAAUGAGAGCAAAGACAUUGCUAAGCAGGUAAAAUGUAUGUUAAUCUGAUCUCCAGGAGCAUAAAUUUAUGGGUUUCAGUAGAGUUGCUCCAUAUUCCUGUCACUUGUGCUGUUUCAUUAAAACUUGAUUUGAGAUCUCCCAGCAGCCAGAACCCAGCACAAGAGAACAAAGCCCAUGGCAAACUUAAAUUUCUGUGUUACUCUUUCCUUUGUUCAUGGCAGAGAUGAAGCAAGCAUAUUCAUUCCUUGCUUUGACCAGCGAGUGCUCAGGCAUGCUUGCUGUAAUGCAACCAGUGCAGUACUUAACUGGACACUGAAAUUAGAUGUUUGACAUGAAGGUAGUGCAGCAACACAGGGGCAGGCUUAGUCGUUGUGGCUUGUUUCAUCUCUUUAUGUUCUCAUCUUGUAGGUUAAAGGUCAUACAACUAUAAGUAAUGCUCAGCCUUUAAGUACUAAUUGCAUUUACCAGGAAUGUGACAGUUAGUUAGGAAUAGAGUGGAGGUGGUAUGAUGGAAGAAGACUCAGACUGUUUGGAUGUAUGCUUGCCUCUUAGGAGCUGUACUCUCUCAGCAUUGGAAUAUUAUAUUAUAUAUUAUAUAAUUAUAUAUAUUAUAUUAUUUGUCAUACAAAACAGCUGCUUUCUGCUAUUAACAAUAAUCUGUGGUUGACAGGAUGAUACCUUAUUUAGGUGUUCUACCUAUAGUGCUUACAGUAGUGGCUGCUGGGGACUGUAUCAAGUCUGUAGGGUGGAGGUGAAGUUUUUCUCCCAUCCCAGUUUGAAAGCAGAGGUGGAGCAGCUAUGCUGCUGCCACUGUGUGGAUCCCCACGUUGGCCCUAUGCCUCUUGUGUUACUUAACCACUCUGUACCCCUCAGGGCUGAUGAGCUCUUGCUGGUUGCACUGCAUCUUUAGUCUGGGAAUUUAGGUAGAAGGCAAACUGGCUUUGUAAGUUGGCAUGGCUUUUUUUUAGAGAUUUGCUUUCCUGCAGCUCAAACCACAGCACCACUCUUUCCUCACUAUGAUAUCCCCUUCUUUUGUUGAGCUGUAUUAUUAUCCUACCAAGGACCUUGAGCCAGGUACCUCACUGAGCAUUUACUGAGAGAGCAGUUCCAUAAGCAAGAAUCCAUGAGUCAGGAUCAUGCUGUACAUCACCAGUCUAGGCUCUAGCACCACGUACACAGCUCAACUGCUGCUGCAAAAUGUUUAGUAAAUAAAUACAAUAUUCUUGAGUGCUGAAGAAUUGAUGUCUAGAUCCUCAAAGGCUCCAUGACAGCUCAUUCCAACAUAAUGCAGCAAAAUGAAAGGAGUAGCACUGGUUGCAGUAAAACAGAUGAGCUAUAAGAAGGAAUGAAGUUGUGUGACUGGUAACUUUUUAGUUCAAGCGUAACUGCCUCGCCUGGGCAGUAGGAGCAUGGUCCAGCCUACAGGGGGUGUUUGGUUUGGUUCAAUAACAAGACGACACAGCAAAGAACGGCAAAGAGGUCAUCUCUAUAAAUGAAAAUAUGAAACGGAAUUUACUUUCAGCAAUGUACAGGAAUGCCUCAGCACUAGAGCCAACCUGAAGUAACAAAGAUAAAGCCCUUUGAGUUCUUACAGCAGUACAAAAGAAAGGAGGAUACCGUCUGGCUGGAAAAAGGGAUGGCCAGGAGCCCAUCCAGCACAGCGAACAGAAGGUGAUCACUAUGCGGCCCUUCACAGUUAACACAGGAACCUACUGGUGCCUGUAUAUUUAUAUGUCCUUAUAGUAAUAAUUUAAGUUCAAAACCUAAGCUAUGUAUAUAUAUAUUUUUGGCAGUAGUUUUUUUUACCUUGGUUUCCCUCUCAUGGUUUCUGCAUAUGCCAACUUCUGACUGUGCAGUUCACACCUCUGUUCUACUUUUGUCCCAUGUUAGAGUAAUGGUAUCAAACUCUGUAAAGCACUUUUGUGAUGUUUCCUGUAAAGAAAGCUGAAGAAAAUAAAUUUAUCUUAACAGCAGCAACUGAA
Molecule: messenger RNA, 9127 nt
Organism: Lagopus leucura (white-tailed ptarmigan)
Lineage: Eukaryota; Metazoa; Chordata; Aves; Galliformes; Phasianidae
Gene: CDV3
Product: CDV3 homolog
Exons: 5
Coding region: 96-833 (245 amino acids)
Cellular component (GO): cytoplasm
Source: RefSeq, a predicted model, not a curated record